AUGCAUGGGAAGACCCCCGUCGUGGUGCCGCCACGUGUGCGAGAUGUACCGAAGCAGCCCGAGCUCGUGUCUCCCAAGGCGGGGCACUCGGCAGCCGUGAGGCCGCCGAACGUCAACGUCCAGGUUCACAUGCAGGUCGGGGUUCCGCAGACGAUCCCCCCGAAGGCUGGCAGUCCGGCGCUGGUAACGGGACCCAUCCCACGCUCUGCCAAGGCGUACGCGGAGGCAACAACUGCUGAGGCGUUAGCAGUAGCGGCAGCGUACAGAGAUGCAGCUGGUGCAGCUCCGGCACUAGGGGCGGCAUACACAGACGCAGCCACCGCUGAAGCAUUGGCAGCAGCAUACAGGGACGCAGCUGCAGCGAACGCAGCUCCGGCGUUAGCAGCAUACACAGAAGCGGCUGCAGCCGAGGCACUAGCAGCAGCAUACAGGGACUCGGCAGCAAAUGUAUACACGGAGGCAGCCGCGGCUGAGGCAUUAGCAGCAGCAUACAAAGAUGCUGCUGUAUCUGGUGCAGCUCCGUCGCUAGCAGCAUACGGUGACACAGCCACUGCCGAGGCACUAGCCGCAGCAUACAGGGACGCAGCUGCAGCAAAUGCAGCUCCUCCCAUUCCUCCCAUAUCAUCAGCAUAUCCAGGCGCGACCGCGACUGAGGCAUUAGUAGCAUACGGUGACGCCGCAAGCACAGCCCCAGCUUUCACAGACGCGGCCAUGACGGAGGCACUAGCAGCAGCCUACAAGGAUGCGGCUGCAGCAAACGCAGCUCCGGCAACAGCUUACACAGAUGCAGCUAUGACGGAGGCACUAGCAGCAGCGGUGGCAGCAGCAUAUGCGGAUGCAGCUGCGACGAGCACGGCUGAGGCACUGGCAGCCGCAUACAAGGAUGCAGCUGCUGCGAACGCAGCUCCAGCGUUAACUGCAGCUCCUGGAAGAGAGGUGGCCUUGGCGGCACUCACAGACACGCUUAUUCCUGCUGCGGGGAGUGGAGCGCCAACCACAGGGGCCCCAUGGCGGUUGCAGAAGGAGACUGGACACGGAGCUAGCACCCCUGCGCCGGCGACCUCUGCGCCGGCGACCUCUGUGCCGGUGACCUGUGCACCGAUACCUACUACGCCACCUACGACGCCACCGAACUCUGCAACGGUUCCUCCCGUACUCAUGCAGGAGGACGAAGCCCAGCCGAGAAAAGGUCUUGGGCGGGCGGUUCCUGCUGAGGCGCCCCAGGCCACGCGUUCCGGGAGGGUCCCGUCGCAGUCGAGAGUGACUGAGGAGACGAAGGAGACGAAGGCUGUCAAAACCAAGCCGGCCGCGCCUCCCGUGCGGAAAGAGAUUCCGGAUGUGGUAGUCGUGACCUCCACACCAGUGGCCACUGCGCCGGUGGCCAGCUCGGCACAGGCUAAGCCUGAGGUCGAUAGCAAACCGGCCACUUCGGCCAAAGUUCAGAAAGAGCCUGCGGAUGUCGUGGUUGCUGCUUCUACCCCCAUGCCGUCCCCGGCCAAGCCCGAGGUGAGAACCGCACAGCAGGGGACGCACAAGGAGCUGCCGGCUAACGCCGGCACGGUGCCACUGGCUGCGUCGAAGCCAGUGCCAGGUGAGCAUCUGGCCGAGCCCCAGCAGGCUCAUGCCAAGCGUCCAGGACCAAGAGCCCUGCCACAACCAAAGCCGGUCGCGGAGACGAAGGCUGUCGAAGCCAAGCCGGCAGCGCCUCCCGUGCGGAAAGAGAUUCCGGAUGUGGUAGUCGUGACCUCCACACCAGUGGCCACUGCGCCGGUGGCCAGCUCGGCACAGGCUAAGCCUGAGGUCGAUAGCAAACCGGCCACUUCGGCCAAAGUUCAGAAAGAGCCCGCGGAUGUCGUGGUUCUGGCUCCUACGGCGGUGACCGCCGCGCCAGUUUCCACUUCUGUGCUUGGCAAGCCUGAGGUGAAGACCGUGCCGCUUGGGACGCACAAGACGCCCAUGCAGUCGUCCACGGCAGGGGCCAAACGCCCCGGACCCCGAGCUCUGCCACAGCCAAAGCCUGGGCCGGUAGAGCCCAAGGUGGUCGCUGCCACUCCGCCGCCUAAGGCAGAGGCAAAGCUGCCGCCUCAGAGCGUGGUCAAGGCUUCGGAGCCACGUGCUGGGCGUCGACGCACGGAGGACCCCGCCCAGGUGCCGCCUGCAAAACGUGUCUUCGACUGGGGCCUGCUGGCCAAGAUCGACUCGCUCCUGUUGGGAGCGGAGAGCAGCUUCUUCCUGCAUCGGCGAGGUGAUGGCCUUCGACUUCCAGGUUACGAACCCGAGACCUGCGAAAGCAGCGGAUCGGAGGACGAGGAGGAUGCGUACGAGAGUGAAGAGUCUGAGGAGUCAGAUGCCGCAAAGAUUCUGGGCGCUCCAGGACCUGCGGAUGCAGACAUGCAAGAUGAUGAUGAAGAGUUUGAGGAGGAAGAGGAGGAAGAAGAAGAGUGCGAGGAAGAUGAUGUUGUUGAGGAGGUGGACAAGGUGGAUGCCAUGGCUGCGGUGGUUGCCACCACCCGGCCCAAGGCAAAGAUGCCUCCGCCACCACCGAGCCGCGAGGUGUCCGAGCCCAAGGCCCCGGCGCUAUCCACCCGCGCCAAGCCACCACCAUUGCCUCGAGAGACAGCCCCUGUUCAGCGCCGGCCCAAGCUCAGCGAGCGCAGGGACGAGGAGCUGGAGGAGCCAGCUGCCCCAGAAGCUCCAGAGGCAUCCAAGGCCGAGGAGGCCCACCAUGAGGAGGACGACGACUUCAACGACGAGGAGAUGAUGGCCACCUUUGCGGCCAAGCUUCAGGAGCCCACACAGGCUGCAGUGCCACCGCUGGAUGGACGGGGUCGUCCCAUGGUUGCUCGUGGCGACCAGGACUCCGACCAGAAACCUGCCAACAUCGCCACGAGAGCCAAGGCCAAGCCAAAGCCCAAAGCCUGGGGGCUGCCGCCGCCGCUCUCAGGCAAGAAAAGGCUCAAGGAGGAUGCGAAACCGCCCCGAGAGCCUGAGGCUUUGCCAGAGGAGCAGCCACCGCCACCCUUCUUUGACCAGUGGUUGGCGAGCCUGAAGUUCAUCGCCGGGUGGAAUGACCAGAAAAAGCACCAGGCCUCCGAGGUGAAGGAGGCCUUCAGCGAGUACCUCGCCGCAGAGGACAUUGUCGGCAAGACCACUGUGGAGCAGCUGUGCCGAACGAUCGUUCCGCUGCUGCUGGACUUGGAAAGGGUCGACACCAUGGUCGUCUCACAUCUGCGGGCAGAGGUCCUGAGGACUCUGAAAAUCGUGCAGGUGUGUAUCUUGCGCAUCGUGACCUUCGAAAUGCUGCGAGAGGCUGAUGCCGCGCAGAAGAGGGGUCCCAAGGGCAAGAAGGUCCAACCUGAAGUGCCCCCAGAAGGUGCUGCGUACCUUGCUAGUGACAUCACCUCCCUCGCCAAGGUCAUUCAGCACUUUCGCUUUGACCAGAAUUUUACCAAGGGAGUGCAUCAGCUCAUCGUCGCUUUCCGGAAGCAAAAGGCGGACAAGCCCCGACCAGACAAAGGCCCGCAAGGCCAAAGCGCCCCCAAGGCCCCACCGCCCAAAAAGCGGCGGGUCGAGGCCGAGCCUGUGGAGGCUGAGAAGGCCCCGGCGCCUGAGCAGGCCCCGGCGCCAGAGAAGGCCCCGGCGCCAGAGAAGGCCCCGGCACCAGAGAAGGCCCCGGCGCCAGAGAAGGCCCCGGCACCGGCACCGGAGAAGGCUCCAGUGCCAGAUGCGCCGGAGAAGGCCACGGAGACCGAGGCGCCAGAGGCGCCCGAGGUGGCCGAGGCGCCCGAGGCGCCAGAGAAGCCAGAGAAGGCCGAGCAGGAGAACGCCGAACCAGAGAAAGUGGCGGAAGGAGAAAAACUUCCCACAGAGGAGGAUAACGGCGAUAACGGCGACCAGGACGGCGAGGGCGAUGCGGGCGGUGAGCCUGCCAAGAAGAAGCCGCGGCUCGUCUCCUGA
Molecule: messenger RNA, 3957 nt
Organism: Symbiodinium natans
Lineage: Eukaryota; Dinophyceae; Suessiales; Symbiodiniaceae
Source: the annotation of a GenBank genome assembly